Molecule: messenger RNA, 985 nt
Organism: Topomyia yanbarensis
Lineage: Eukaryota; Metazoa; Arthropoda; Insecta; Diptera; Culicidae
Gene: Dph5
Product: diphthine methyl ester synthase
Exons: 2
Coding region: 4-912 (302 amino acids)
Biological process (GO): protein histidyl modification to diphthamide
Molecular function (GO): diphthine synthase activity
Source: RefSeq, a predicted model, not a curated record
ACCAUGUUCUAUGUAAUCGGACUCGGAUUGGGUGAUCCCAAGGAUAUCACCGUGAAAGGAUUGGAGAUUGUGCGACGGUGCGCCCGGGUGUAUCUGGAAUCGUACACAUCGAUUUUGACCUGCGGUCAAGAGAAACUGGAAGAGUUCUACGGUCGUGAGCUGAUCCUUGCAGACCGUGAACUAGUAGAACAGGCAUCCGCAUCCGAUACCAUUCUUGCUGGCGCCUGUCACAAAGAAAUCGCUUUCCUUGUGGUCGGGGACCCAUUUGGUGCUACAACGCAUACGGAUUUGUUACUGCGAGCAAAGGAAAUGAACAUUCCAUCGCUCGUUGUGCACAACGCUUCCAUUAUGAAUGCCGUUGGAUGUUGCGGAUUACAGCUGUACACCUUUGGAGAAACGGUUUCCAUUCCGAAAUGGAAGGGUGAAUGGCGUCCUGAUAGUUUCUAUGACAAGAUCUUAGCCAACGUGAAUCAUGUGCUGCACACGCUUUGCCUGCUGGAUAUUCGGGUGAAGGAACCGACACUGGAGUCGCUGACAAAAAAGGUUCGGGUGUAUGAACCACCGCAUUUUAUGAGUUGCAACGAGGCUGCCGAACAGUUGCUCCAUUUGGUUCACAAAUGCCCGGUUCUAUCUGAACGGACGGUGGUGGUAGGACUAGCCCGCGUCGGCCACGAGACGCAACAGAUAAAGGUGUGUACACUGAAAGACUUGAAGAAAGCGAACCUGGGUGGACCGUUACACUCACUGAUUAUUCCGGCCCCGCAAAUGCACCCAAUGGAGAUCGAGUAUCUGCAGCAGUUCUGCGAGGAAGAUUUAAAGCAUCUGCUUAAGAGAGCCAACCGAGACGAUCCGACACACAUGUUCAAGCUACACGGUGUGGACAGCACCUCCACAAGCAACUCCACCAACUGAACUACCUUUUUUAUUCUUGUUUUUAUUCGUUUUGAAAUCGUUUGUUGAAUAAAAAACCAAAUACAAAGUUCAA